Messenger RNA from Penicillium riverlandense, 1854 nucleotides. Its product is annotated as arylsulfatase. Gene Ontology annotation, molecular function: arylsulfatase activity. The record is from RefSeq and is a predicted model, not a curated record. Bases 1 to 1854 code for a protein of 617 amino acids. The transcript has 8 exons. NCBI's taxonomy places the organism in Eukaryota, Fungi, Ascomycota, Eurotiomycetes, Eurotiales, Aspergillaceae.
AUGGGUAGUAUUCCCAACGGGACGCCCAAGCGUCCUAACUUUCUCUUCAUCCUCGCCGACGACCUGGGCUUCUCCGAUGUGGGAUGUUAUGGCUCCGAGAUCCAGACGCCCAACAUUGAUCGAUUGGCUGGUGAGGGCAUUCGAAUGCUCAACCACCAUGCCGCUGCGGCGUGUUCGCCCACGCGCGCGAUGCUUCUUAGCGGAACCGAUGCGCAUCUCGGUGGGCUGGGCGUGCUCAUAGAAUACAAACAAAACGAGAAGGGAGCAAAGCGGUGGGCAGGCAAACCGGGAUACGAAGGGUAUCUGAACGAUCAGGUGGCGACGUUGCCUGAGAUCCUGGGGGACAAUGGGUACUUUACCGCCAUGUCUGGAAAGUGGCACUUAGGGCUACGGGCCAGUCAAGGGCCUUGGGAACGUGGGUUCCAAAAAGCAUUUGCCAUGCUUCCAGGGUGCUGCAACCAUUACGGUUGGGAACCAGUGCAGGAGCGUUUUCCGGUUGGCGGCUCUCCACUUCACGCGGAGAACGGGGGCAAAGUUGACAUUCAACCGAACAAGACAGAAGAUCCCAAAGACUUCUACUCAACGGACUACUACACCAAUCAACUCAUCCAGUACUUCGAGGGGCGAUCGGAGGAUGACAAGUCAAAGCCCUUCUUUGGGUUCUUGCCGUAUACUGCCCCCCAUUGGCCCCUCCAAUGCUCUAAAGAAAAGCGCGACAAGUACAAGGGAAUGUACGAUGACGGCCCGUAUGCCUUGCGGGAACAGCGCCUGCAAAACCUUGCGGAGAUGGGCAUAAUCGACAAAUCCGUCGUACCACAUCAAGUCGAAACAACUACACAGGGUGUUGGAGAAUGGGAGGAACUUACACCAGAAGAGAAGAAGUUGUCUAGUCGAGCUAUGGAGGCGUAUGCGGGUAUGGUGGACUCGAUAGAUGAGAACGUCGGCAAGGUGGUUGAAUACUUGAAGAAAACUGGGGAAUACGACAAUACUUUGAUCGUGUUCAUGAGUGACAAUGGAGCAGAGGGAGCUGCAAUGGAAGCCGCUCCGGUCAUGGGAGACAAUAUUAUACGCGCUAUUCACGAGUUCUAUGACAACUCGUACGACAAUAUUGGCUCCUGGAACUCAUUCACUUGGCUCGGACCCCUUUGGGCCCAGGCGUCGACAGCGCCGUCGAGGCUGUUUAAGUGCUUUCCUUCCCAAGGGGGCAUCCUCGUUCCGUGCAUCGUUAAACCACCUGCCGAUACUUUCUCUCCGUCUUAUUCGUCAGGUUCAUUCAGUCGUUCGUUCACAACUGUCAUGGACUUCGUCCCCACAUUUCUGGAGUUGGCUGGGUUGCCUCUCCCCAUCGACUCCGCCAAAGGUACCACGGCACGAAAAAUGACCACUUUCCGGGGGAAGGACGUUCACGCUAUACGUGGCAAGUCAUGGGUACCAUUUUUCAGUCAAGGAGAGACAGUCGAAGACGAUGAGGCGUGGUACAUCCACUCGUCAACAGAGCCCAUUGGCUGGGAACUCUUUGCGCGGGGCGCACUGCGGAAGGGAAACUGGAAGAUUGUUCAUAUCGAAAAAAGUCAUGGGGGUGCUGGAGUGGGAGACGAAGGGUGGGAGCUAUUCAACGUGGCUGAUGAUCCCGGAGAAACGAAAAAUUUGGCUCAGGAGAUGCCACAGAAGAUGAAAGAGCUUCUAGCCUGCUGGGAUGAGUACGUAAUUGAGUGUGGAGUUGUUUGGGGAGAGGCAGCUCUGGACCCAGGGUUGGACGCUGGCGAGGCACCUGAGCUAUGGGAGGAUGAGGUGGAAUUGCAAAAGUCUUGGAUGGGUGCUCGGCAAGGAGAAUGUCCGACCUUUUGUCGUUGA